AUGCCAAACGUUCCAUUAGCCGACCCACACUUCAACAUUCCGAGCAUGAUCGACAUCAUAAUUGGCGGAGAGUGCUACCACGAAAUCCACACCGGUAGUCGCUUAUCCAUCGGUGACGGUCUUCCGCUGCUAGUCGACACACGUUUCGGAUGGACAGUUUCGGGCAAAACAACCACCAAUCCCACAGUAGCACCGCCAGUGUGUUAUCUCUCGACCGUCGACCGUUCUCUGGAGUCAUCGCUUCAACGUUUCUGGGAACUUGAAGCAGUCGAUCAAAGCCCGAUAUACUCGGAAGAAGAGAAGCAAUGCGAGGAGUUUUACGCAACCACCACCACUCGAACUCAUGACGGAAGGUACGUCGUUCGCCUUCCACGGUCCGACAAUCCGCAAGUCACCCUUGGCCAAUCUCGACAAAUCGCCACCCGUCGCUUCUACAGCCUUGAGCGACGCCUUGAACGAGAUACCGCCUUGAAGAGCUCCUACCAUAAUUUCAUCGAGGAAUACCUCCGCCUGGGACACAUGCGCAAGCUAGAUUUUGUCGACGACGAUUCUCCACAUUGUUACCUUCCACACCAUCCGGUAGUCAAAGAGAGUAGCACCACCACGAAGCUUCGAGUGGUAUUCGACGCCUCCUGUAAGACCUCCUCCGGAAUGUCGCUCAACGAUACACUGCUCGUUGGACCAGUCGUUCAACAGAAUCUCGACUCCAUCAUUAUCCGCUUUCGCUUCCACGCUAUUGCCAUUGUCGCUGACGUCGAGAAAAUGUAUCGUCAAAUACUACAUUCUCCUGUUGAUCAACGCUUCCUACGUAUACUAUUCCGCCGACAGCCGUCGGACCCUCUCGAUACCUACGAACUUCUUACAGUUACCAAGAGACGAAGGAGAAAACUCCCGCAAGCCGUAGAAGCCGUCGUCGAAGAUUUUUAUGUGGACGAUCUACUUACCGGAGAAGACAAUCUGGCCUCUGCUGUAGAAAAGCGUCGUCAGAUAUCCACCAUGCUCGAGUCGGCCGGUUUCUCGCUGAAGAAGUGGGCUUCGAACGUUCCGGAAGCAUUAGCCGAUGUUUCACCUGAAGACCGUGCUAUCAAGCCCGUCCACGAACUUCAAGACGAUCAAUCCGUAACGACCCUUGGAUUGGUAUGGGAUACGAAGAACGAUAUACUUAGAUUCAACGUUGACCUUCCGCUACCAGCGUCUGUUCUCACGAAGAGAAAGGUGAUAUCAUACAUCGCUAAGAUUUUUGAUCCGUUAGGCCUCGUUGGUCCCGUAAUAGCCACAGCGAAGAUAUUUAUGCAGCACUUGUGGAAACCCAAAAACGAUGACUACUCUUCCUAUGAAUGGGAUCGUCCGUUGCCUGAAAGAUUGCAAAGGGAAUGGAAGCAGUUUUUUGCUACGCUCUCCAUUCUUGCCAAAAUCAAAAUUCAACGCUUCGUAUCGUCUCCUGGUGUUUCCAUAGCUCAGCUGCGUUUUUUCUUUGAUGCUUCAGACGUCGCUUACGGAGCUUGCUGCUAUGUCCGCACACUGGAUACCGAUCACGUCAGGGUUAGUCUUUUAACAUCAAAAUCAAGGGUUGCUCCUCUCGCCACGAAGCACACUACAGCACGACUUGAGCUUUGUGCUGCCGUAUUGUCCACCAAGUUGUAUCGGAAAGUUGAACAAUCGAUCAAAACGCCUAGUCACGUCUUCUUCUGGACAGACUCAACCACGGUGAUUCAAUGGUUACAAUCUCCACCAAGCCGGUGGAAAACAUUCGUUGCGAAUCGUGUCUCCACCAUACAAUCUGCCACCGAAAUUUCCCUUUGGAGGCACGUUCCAGGAAAUGAAAACCCGGCUGAUGAACUUUCCCGUGGCAUGCUGCCUACGGACCUCAGCAAUCAGGCCAGAUGGUGGAGCGGUCCUCCAUGGUUAUCAGAAUUUCCCAGCCGUUGGCCUUCACCUGGUCUAGAUGUACCCCAAACAGAAUUCACCACGCAAGAAGCCCGUACGGUUACACUUCACCACAUUCAUUGCUCCCAAUGA
Molecule: messenger RNA, 2019 nt
Organism: Armigeres subalbatus
Lineage: Eukaryota; Metazoa; Arthropoda; Insecta; Diptera; Culicidae
Exons: 2
Coding region: 1-2019 (672 amino acids)
Source: RefSeq, a predicted model, not a curated record